GGGUGCGCUAGGGCAGACAUGAGGAGGUGGGGGCCACAUUAGGCAAGAAGAGGAUCUGGAGACUGCUGGGGGAGAGGAAGACACAGAGUUGGGGGAGGGGUUGGGGGCUCAAUGUGUGGGCAAGGAGGUGCCUUCUCCAGGGGCCCUUGUGGGGGAGGGGCGGAAGUGUUUUGUUGGGGUGGGAGGUACAAUGUGAGCGGGCGAGGUGCUGUGUGAUGUGGAGGAUUGGAAGCGAUACUUGAAGGGGCGGAUCUGAAGGCGCUUUAGGGGAAGAGGGUGCUGUGUGAUGGAGCAGGGCUGGUGGUCCAGAGUGUGGGAGGGACCGAGGGACUGUGUGGAGAAAGAAGGGAUGGGCCUUUGGGCACUGUGUGAGGGAAGGGGAUUGUAGGCCCCAGGUGAGGCGGGAAGAAUCCCUAGUGCUUUGAGAUAGUCUAGGGCCAUUGUGGAGACUCCAGGAAUAUGUUUGUGUACUGUGUUCUAGGUGUAAGUGUGAUGGAAUUCACGGGGUGAAGAAGCCAGUCUGUAGUGCUCCUGGCUCCUGAGGUCCUAACUCCACCUUCAGGCCUGAGCACUCUUAGAGAGGAUCCAGGCCCUGCUUGCCACAAGGGCUUGUGUGACUGUCAGUCUGCUUUGCAUCUGUCUGGCUGAGACUAGGGUUUCUUUCCUCAGCUGAUGUCUCUGGGGACCCUUUCCCCAUUGGGUUCCUGUUAACCCCCUACUCUAGUUCCUGUUCCUCCCAGAAGCCUGCCAUGGUCCCUGUCUUCCCCCUCCCCCACUUUGCCCUGCCCUUAUGCUCUGGGUGUGCUCAUUUCCCACUUCCUUCCUCACCCUGGGGCCUGGCCUGGUCCUUGCCUGUCUGGGAGCUGUGCCUUGCCUGGGACUUUGUACUCAUUGGCCAGAGACCCUGGUAACCAGCAGCAAAGCCCAGACCCCACCCAUAGUACUAAGAGGGUCUCUCCCAACAGCCCCCUAAGUGGCUGGUAGGCACAAUUUUACCACUUGCCACAAACUUAUUUUCCUCACCCUUUUCCUUCUCCUGGGUGGGGAACCCUAGGUACCUCAAAAAUUCUGGCCUUCAACGGAAAGGGAAAAUGGUGGGAACUAUUGAGGGUCUUUAAUGUAUGUUUUGAGAGGUGCACCACUAUUGUAGGCUGAACUCGGGAAGGAAUGUGAGGUUCCAGCCUCAGCUGGGGGAGGACGAGGGAAUGGCUCCCCAUGCUCCUGGCUUGGAAGCUGACUGCCAGCACUGAGAGUAGGGCCUAGUCCUCCUGGAGGCUCCUCUGGUUCCCUGAGGGGACUUGAUGUAUGCCAGGGUUCUUUUUGCCCCUGGGCUGGCUGGGAGAUGUGAGAAAGGACUGCCUUCCAUGCAGUGGCUGAAUGAGUGUGACAGUGCUGCUGAAGGGGGCCCCAAGCCAGCCUUCUCUAGCUGAGAGACUGGCUGGGGAGGGAGGGGGUGCUGAGGCCAGACAAAGGGUGGGGUAAGAGAGAGCAGGCUGAAGGCUUUUGAGGAGGAGCUGAUUGCUAUGGCAACACAGCUUCCCAGACUGUCUCUCAGAGAGGCGGGCCUAGGGCAGACUCACUCCAGCUUCCUCAGGGCUGAGGCAUUUGUGUGAGUGGGUGGGGCAUGAAGAGAAAGGACAUCAGUGUGCUGUGCUGUGCUGAGGCUGGGGUAUGUAGCCUUUCUUCUUCAGUAUGGAGCAGCAAGGCAUUCAGACGCUUGGAUCCAUCUUCUCAAAAUGGGUCCAGCUGAGCCCAGGAGCUGCACGGAAUGGUGGCAGUCACCUUGCCAGUGCAGUGGGUAUGGACCAGACUGCAUGCUAGGAGAGGAAGUCAUCAGUCAGGAAGAGGGAACACACAGCUGGGCUUAAGGCCUCUUCAUCGGGAUGUCCCCAGGCCCCCCAGCCCAGGCCCAUCAUAAAGGCUGUGGGGGGGGACCCCCCUGACCCAAGGGGGGCUUCAUGCGCCACGUGCAGGCGGAGCUGUCUCCAUCCUCAGAGCCAGAGGCUGGUCCUUCGCAGCCUGCAGUCAGGCAGGGGGCCCUCCAGGGUGGCUUGCUCAUGGGCUACAGCCCAGCAGGGGGGGCAACAUCCCCCGGGGUCUACCAGGUAUCCAUCUUUUCCUCUCCAGCUGGUGCCUCUGAGCCUCAUAGGGCCCUGAAACGGCCGGCCCCGCCCACUGAGGGUCCCCGGGAGCUGAAGAGAGGCCCUGGGCUGGGGGCCAGAGAGGGAUUACCCCCUGAAGAACCAUAUACCAGGGGACUAUUGGGCCCAGAGGGACUGGGGCUGGGACUGGGUGUGGCCAGCCAGCAUUUCUGCCAUCAUGGCCUCUGUGUUGUGGAACAGGGAGGUAGCUCCACCUCACCUUGGACUUCAGGGGCCCGGAGUCCCUGCUGGCACCCAUCAAAUGCUUCCUGCAAUACUUUGCACACCAGAGACUGGGCUUCCCCAGAUCCAGGGGGACAGGUGUCCCUGGGGGAGUCCCCAGGGCCAGCCCCUCCGGGCCAGCUGCUCACACUUGACACUGAUUUGCACAGUCUUGCACAAAUAGGGGAUAAGAGCCCAGUGGCUGGGGUGGGCAAUGGGGGCAGCCCCUGGCCUAGGGAGUCCCCUGGCACUGCCAAUGGGCACAGUCCCGAGCACACACCCCCUGGCCCUGGACCUCCAGGCCUCUGUCCCACCAAGCGAAGGCUGCUUCCUGCUGAAGAAGCCCUGGAUGUCAGCUCUGAGGAUGAGGGGCCAGCCCCUCGGAGGCGCCGGGGAACCCUGGGCCACCCUCCUGCUGCCAACAGUUCUGAUGCCAAAGCCACACCCUUCUGGAGCCACCUGCUGCCUGGACCCAAGGAGCCUGUGCUGGACCCAACAGACUGCAGUCCCACGGGGCGGAGGCUGAAAGGUGCCUGUCGCCUGAAGCUGAGCUCCCUUCGAAGCCUCCGGAAGGGGCCAGGCUUGCUGAGCCCCCCCAGUGCCUCCCCUGUUCCUACCCCUGCCGUCAGCCGUACUCUGUUGGGCAACUUUGAGGAAUCAUUGCUGCAAGGACGCUUUGCACCAUCUGGCCACAUCGAGGGCUUCACGGCAGAGAUUGGAGCUAGUGGAUCCUACUGCCCCCGGCAUGUCACGCUGCCUGUCACUGUCACCUUCUUUAAUGUUUCUGAGCAAAAUGCCCCGGCCCCCUUCCUGGGUGUCGUGGACCUGCUCCCCCUGGGGAGGAAGGGUUACAGCGUGCCCAAGGUGGGCACCAUCCAAGUGACCUUAUUUAACCCCAACCAGACUGUGGUGAAGAUGUUCCUUGUGACCUUUGACUUCUCGGACAUGCCUGCUGGCCAUGUGACCUUCCUGCGCCAUCGCCUCUUUUUGGUGCCUGUGGGUGAGGAGGGAAAUGCUAGCCCCACCCGCCGCCUCCUCUGCUACUUGCUGCACCUCAGGUUCCGGAGCUCCCGCUCAGGCCGCUUAAGCCUGCAUGGAGACAUCCGCCUGCUUUUUUCCCGCCGGAGCCUGGAACUGGACACAGGGCUCCCCUACGAACUACAGGCUGUGACCGAGGCCCCUCACAAUCCACGUUAUUCACCUUUGCCAUGACUGUCAGUGCCCUGAACCCAUGUGGGCCAAGCACCUGCCCAUCCUACCCCAUCUUGGACAGAGCAAACAUGCGGAGAGGUGGCGAGAGACCCUCCAGGCUUGAAUUAAACCACUCGCCAUGCUCAUGCCCAAACUGAUUAUUUGGGCGUUUAAAGCUUCUGAUCCUUACCACACGCUGCCCUACUCUGGGUACUCCAUGUGCCUGCCCCCUCCCUUGAAUUUCCCAGGCCAGCUUAGGUAGCGGGCAGGAACUGGAGCUACCCUGAGGUUGUCCCAAGUUCCUAGGCAAGUUGUGCCAGCAUUGCCUUCCUGUCCUGGGCAGGGGCCACUUAUUAUUUUAUUUAUUUUUAAUUUAUAAUUUAUUCAAAUUGGAUUGCCUUGGUAACCUCCCAAACAUGAUAAUUGGCAUUGCCCCUCCUCCUUUCUCACUCUCAGAUAUUGCUCCAACCUCAGGAGUUGAAAAGGCUGAUGUAGGGGCUGGGGGAGAACUGCUCUCCCUCAGCUGAGGGCAGAAGGACUGAGUCACUAGCCAAAGACUCAGCUUCCUUUGUCCUUCCCUAUUCCUUUCACUUCACUUACUCUCUGACCCCUCUCUGAAAGCCAACUUAUAUGUAUGUGUGUGUGUGUGCAUGUGUGCACGUGCUUGUGUGUGUGUGGUAUGUGCGUGAGAAAGAGGGCGUGCAUGCAUGCGCAUACAUGGGGGUUAACCACCCCUCAUCUAGGGCUCCAGACUCCGGUUGUCCCUCUCCUCCUGCCUGUGUUUCCUUGCUUUGGGGUCCUGACUGAGGAAGGUGUUCAGGGGGCAGAGUCAGGGCCAAGGACUGGGGUGCCUCCUUUCACCUGGCCAGACUCUGACCCACCUACCUCAGCUGGGGUGAGGGGCACCCCUCAAACUCAGUCAUGUGGUUCUCAACUACCCCAUUCCCCACUCCAGACUCUGACCCAGCCUUAGCCCUGACUCGUGGCGCUGGGCUAAGGGGAACAAGCAUUUGCUGAAACUUGAAAAAAAAAAAAAAAAAAAAAAAAAA
Molecule: messenger RNA, 4603 nt
Organism: Equus caballus (horse)
Lineage: Eukaryota; Metazoa; Chordata; Mammalia; Perissodactyla; Equidae
Gene: ATOSB
Product: atos homolog B
Source: RefSeq, a predicted model, not a curated record